This is a messenger RNA of Parasteatoda tepidariorum (common house spider), 1695 nucleotides long. RefSeq lists its product as uncharacterized. The record is from RefSeq and is a predicted model, not a curated record. NCBI's taxonomy places the organism in Eukaryota, Metazoa, Arthropoda, Arachnida, Araneae, Theridiidae. Gene Ontology annotation, molecular function: nucleic acid binding; RNA-DNA hybrid ribonuclease activity.
AUGUCUGACUUACUUACUGACGAUGCUUGGCGCCCGAUUCUCUUUGCGCUCUUCAUUGCCGGUAUUGAAAAGGAAAUUUUACAGGGUUGUGAAAUUGGUAUAUUUGCAGAUGAUAUUAUUAUUUGGAGUUCUGGCAGGAACAUAGAUGCAAUUGAAUCAGAACUAAAUAACUCAUUAAAGGGAAUACAGCGUUUUGCUGGUCUUCACAAACUCAACUUUAAUCCAAAGAAAUCGGUAGUGAGUUUCUUUACCACAAACAAACGUCUCUAUAAUUACCUACCUAAGAUUGUUCUAGAUGGUCAUGUUCUUAAGUAUGAAAAAUAUCCAAAAUACUUGGGUUUUACACUUGACCCCGAGAUUACCUGCAACAGACAUAUCGCCAAUCAGGUGGAGAGGGCAAGAAAGAGACUUAACAUCUUGAAAUAUAUUUCUGGCCGCGACUGGGGAGCAGAUGCCAAUACCCUAAGGACAACUUACACUUCCUUUAUCAGACCAAUGCUGGAAUAUGGAUUCCAGAUUUUACUGACAGCUUCUGUUGGUAAUUUAAAAAUGCUUGAAAGGAUACAGCUGAGUGCUGCACGGAUCAUUACAGGCUUACGUAAUAGCUGUCCUAAUGAGAUUGUCCUAUACGAGGCUAAUCUCCAACCAUUGUUUAUGAGAUGGACUUCUAGCACCGCAAAAUAUUACAGCAAGCUAUACAGCUAUGGAGACCAACAUCGUACUUCUACCUACUUCAUGAAUUGGACAGAUGUCCAGAGAUUAAAAAGAGACAGUCCCUUUUGCAGGGCAGGUAAAUUGAAUCUGCUGUUCCCUGACAUAGAACACUGCUCGAUAGAACCAAAUAUAGACCCACUGAAAGACCUUCCGAGGGUUUUCUUUCACGAGGAACUUUUGGCCUCCAGUAGUAAGAAAAAUCAGCAUCCAGCACUUCUUAGACAGUUGGCACUGGAGACAAUCCACAACACCCCAAAUGAAGCAGUACAUAUUUUCACGGAUGGAAGUAAAUUUGAUAAUGGCAACACUGCUAGCGGUGUUGUCAUAAAAAACCAAGAUGACGUUACAAAAAUUAAAAGGCGUAACCCAAACCAUUGUUCAGUUUUCAGAUCAGAACUAAUCGACAUAAACGCGGCUCUAGAACACAUGAUUUCCAUUGAGAGUACAGAGAAUAUCUGGAUUUUCACGGAUAUUAAUAGCUCAGUUCAAUACCUGAGUUAUUGGCAAAGCAUCAGUGACAGAAUUGGCCUGAAUAUCAUCGACAACUUGAUGACUUACUCUUAUCACAAUGAUAUACAUCUUCAGUGGAUCCCCUCCCACGUGAACCUUCACUUUAAUGAUCUGGCCAAAGAACUGGCCAAGGAGGGCUCCAAUGAUCCCAUAGAUAGUAGUGGCCUUCUAACAUACAAUGAAAUCUAUGCAAAAGUAAAGGCCGACAAUAAUAGGACUUGGAGGAUUCCACCUAGUCGUGAAUGGUAUCAACAAAAUAAUCCUGGGGCUGCCCUGGAGCUAAAAGGUGAUAGGAAACUACAGACAGCUAUCACAAGACUAAUCACUGGUCAUACCCGCGGACUAACAUUUGUUCAGGGUCAAAAGACGUUCCCUUCAUGGUCUCAUGGACUUGGUCUAGCCUUGUUCUGGGCCAAGAGCAGGGGUGAAAGAAUGUCUGUCUCUAGCGAUAUCUCAUACGUGACAUUAUAG